This is a messenger RNA of Aspergillus homomorphus CBS 101889, 624 nucleotides long. RefSeq lists its product as uncharacterized. The transcript is spliced from 3 exons. The record is from RefSeq and is a predicted model, not a curated record. Lineage: Eukaryota; Fungi; Ascomycota; Eurotiomycetes; Eurotiales; Aspergillaceae. The coding region runs from base 16 to 375 and encodes 119 amino acids. Gene Ontology annotation, molecular function: DNA binding; protein dimerization activity.
CUUUUUUUUGUGACAAUGUCAGAGGACAACGAAACUAAGCUACCCAAGGUUCCCAAUUCACCAAAGAAAGUGGUGCGACAGAAACGAGACCGGCGGAAGAAAAGCCUGAUACAUAAGGCCUAUGAAUACAGUAAGCUGUGCGACGCUGACAUAUGCCUCGGCAUUCGGCUUCGAGAUUCCGGGCAAGUUACGACGUUCCAGGCUGAUCCGACUGGGUUUUGGUCGGGAUUUUCAUCUCAUUUGGAGAGACAUUACCCCCGGCCGGUACAGAAAACAGACAAGGAUUUUGACGAUCUCGCUGCUGGUGAAAGUGCUGGUGAAAGUGCUGGUGAAGAGGACAAGAUCAGACCACUAGAAGACAAGGCCGUGCUUUAGUUAAUGCGGGGAUAGAGGGAGAUACUGGCCUGUCAGCUCUCUUGAAACACUAUCCUCUUCGUUUCGAAUUUGAAGGAAGCUAUCAUUUCCCAGGUAAUUGCGCGAGCACAUAACCUCGCAGUGCUAGAUCACAGCCGACGACCUCUUGAGUCAGGAAGUGAGUAAAGCUGGACUGAGCUCCCAGUUGCGCUUGAUAAAGAUUAAUCGUCAUUUUUCUUCCUCGCUUUUGUAUUAAUAGCAAUUCCAGGC